AUGGAAAUUUUGAAUAAUAAUUUUACCUCUAUGUAUGAAGAAACAGAAUUGGAAGCCUUUGUGUCUGAAGAAGCCGAAUUGGAAGCAAAGAUUAUAAAUCUUAUUGAACAUUUACCAAUUGAUGAUCCCUUAGAUAGUGAAUCAGAAAAAGAACAGGAAGAAAUAGUUAAAAUUGGAGAUGCAAUUAUAGGACUUGAUAACUUGAUAAAGUAUAUUCAGCAAAAUGAUCUAGAAAUUACUUCAUCUUUAAUAAAAGAAUUGUAUAGCCUUAAAAAGUAUAUCAUCUAUUUGUGUAAUGAAAGUAAAAGACAAGCUAUAUUAGAAGAAUUUAUUAACCUUAUGGUUUAG
Molecule: messenger RNA, 348 nt
Organism: Racocetra fulgida
Lineage: Eukaryota; Fungi; Glomeromycota; Glomeromycetes; Diversisporales; Gigasporaceae
Source: the annotation of a GenBank genome assembly